Molecule: messenger RNA, 1443 nt
Organism: Colletotrichum karsti
Lineage: Eukaryota; Fungi; Ascomycota; Sordariomycetes; Glomerellales; Glomerellaceae
Product: tRNA methyltransferase subunit
Exons: 1
Coding region: 1-1443 (480 amino acids)
Biological process (GO): tRNA methylation
Cellular component (GO): nucleus; tRNA (m1A) methyltransferase complex
Source: RefSeq, a predicted model, not a curated record
AUGACGAAACCAUCACCAUUCCUCGAGCCUGGUCCUCGGACACAAGCCAAUUCGAUUGCUGUCGUCCAGCUUUCCCGCGACAACCUUGUUCCCUUGAUCCUCCAAGAUUCGACUGCCGCCGUUGAUGGCUACGCCGAAGGAGCUGUCCUCAACACUCGAUUCGGCUCCUUCCCCCACUCAACUCUGAUCAACGUUCCUUGGGGCUCUCAGAUCCGUGCGUCGAACGUCGAUACCGGCUCCCGAGGCCGCAAGCGCAAGAGGAAGGAGGAGGAGACCGAUGCAUCGACCCCAGCCGCCGACGACGCCGAGUCGUCCGCACCCGUCAAGAAGGCCGUCGCUGCCGCCAGCGGCUUCGUUCAUAUUCUCCAGCCCACCGCCGAGCUUUGGACCGCAGGCUUGCCGCACCGCACACAAGUCGUCUACACUCCCGACUACAGCUUUAUCCUCCAGCGCAUACGCGCCCGCCCGGGUACCCGAUUGAUCGAAGCCGGCGCCGGUAGUGGAAGUUUCUCCCACGCUUCUGCGCGGGCCGUCUACAACGGCUACCCUGAAGACGAUACCCAGCGGAAGGGCAAGGUCUACAGCUUCGAGUUCAAUAAGGACCGUUAUGAGAAGAUGCAAGAGGAGAUCACAGAACACGGCUUGGAGGGAAUCGUUCAGCUUACGCACCGCGACGUCUACAACGGAGGUUUCUUGGUCGAUGGCGAGAGCCCGGAGGCUGAAUCCGUGUUUCUCGACCUGCCCGCUCCGUGGGAGGCACUGCCUCACUUGUCGCGAAGUAAGCCAGCGACAGCUGAGGAGGGCGAGGGAAACGCGCAAAAAUGGGUGUCUCCGUUGAACCCCAAGAAGUCCGCCUACAUCUGCACGUUCUCUCCUUGUAUCGAGCAAGUCACGAGGACCGUCACUACGCUGAGAACCCUUGGCUGGGUGGAUAUCGACAUGAUUGAGAUCUCUAACAAGAAGUUCAAUGUCAUUCGAGAUCGCGUCGGCCUUGGCCAGCCUGAACGAGGCAUUCCGCCCACCGCGCGCGACGUCGGCGAGGCAGUCGCCAAGCUUAGGGUGAUCGAGAAGCGCACGAGAGACUUCCACAACCCGGCAGACCCCAACUCUGCCGAAAGCUCGUCGCCUAACAACGCCAUGGACGUCGACCAGUCGCCAAACACGAAAGCGAACGGCACGUCAGCAGAGGCGACCAGCGUGAAGCCGUGGUUGCAAGGCCGCGUCAUCCACCGCGCCGAGCCCGAGCUGAAGACGCAUACCUCCUACCUCGUCUUUGCCGUUCUGCCUCGUGAAUGGAGCGAGGAAGACGAGGCCGCGGCGCUUGCGAAGUGGCCCUGCGGCUCGGAGACUGGGGUUAUCGGAAGUAAGGAUAAGGAGACCCGCAAGCAGGAGAAGCGCGAGCUGUUGCAGGGCAAGGGCAAGAGGAAGAAGAACAAGGCGUAA